Messenger RNA from Rhagoletis pomonella (apple maggot), 332 nucleotides. RefSeq names its product piggyBac transposable element-derived protein 3-like. NCBI's taxonomy places the organism in Eukaryota, Metazoa, Arthropoda, Insecta, Diptera, Tephritidae. The transcript is spliced from 2 exons. The record is from RefSeq and is a predicted model, not a curated record. The coding region runs from base 14 to 304 and encodes 96 amino acids.
GAACAUCAAGGAAAUGAAAAAGAAGCCUCGCGGGACGUCUGACUUUCGUUUCGACACGAACAAUUCUAUUUUGGCGGUGCGUUGGAAUGAUAAUGCGGUCGUGACCUUAUUAUCGAAUUUCCUAAGCCAUACACCAAUGGUCCGCGCGAAACGGUAUGAUCGAAAGCAACGGAAAAUGGUUACUAUUGAGCAGCCGUAUUUGGUCAACGAAUACAAUCAUCUUAUGGGAGGUGUGGACCUUUUUGACAAUGCAAUGAAUAAUUAUCGAAUUCGGAUUCGGGGAAAAAAGUGGUAUUGCCCUUAAUAACAAAUGCGUUUCACGCGGCUAUGGU